UGAAGCGGGAUAGCCCCUUUGGGAGCCAACCUGAGGUGAAGCGAUCAAUGCCUCAGACAGACAAGCAAGUAUGCAUCCCACCGGAGCUGCCAGAACUGCUGAAGCAGUUUACCAAAGCUGCCAUUCGGACGCAGCCUCCGGAUCUCAUCCAGUGGGCGGCCGAGUAUUUUGGGGCCAUGUCCCGUGGAGAGAUGCCCCCAGUGAGAGAGAGGUCUGAGCAAGUCACUUUGUCCAACUGGGCUGAGCUGACCCCCGAGCUGUUGAAGGUCCUGCAUUCUCGGGUUGCUGGCCGACUGAUCAUCCACGCAGAUGAGCUGGCCCAGAUGUGGAAGGUGCUGAAUCUCCCAACAGAUCUGUUUAACAGUGUGAUGAACGUGGGUCGCUUUACGGAGGAGAUCGAGUGGCUCAAGUUUUUAGCCCUUGCGUGUAGCUCUCUCGGAGUUACCAUUGCCAAAACUCUCAAGAUAGUGUGUGAAGUGCUGUCCGGCGACCAUGAUGGAGGACAGCCCCGGAUCCCCUUCAGCACCUUCCAGUUUCUCUACACGUAUAUUGCCGAAGUGGAUGGGGAGAUCUCUUCAUCCCACGUCAGCAGGAUGCUCAACUACAUUGAACAGGAAGUAAUUGGUCCUGAUGGCUUAAUCAAGGUGAAUGACUUUACUCAAAACCCUAGGGUUCGGCUGGAAUAA
This is a messenger RNA of Chionomys nivalis (European snow vole), 686 nucleotides long. RefSeq names its product rhophilin associated tail protein 1 (gene Ropn1). Bases 48 to 686 code for a protein of 212 amino acids. Lineage: Eukaryota; Metazoa; Chordata; Mammalia; Rodentia; Cricetidae. The transcript is spliced from 6 exons. The record is from RefSeq and is a predicted model, not a curated record.